AAUUGCCCGCACAACUUUGUCUGACCAAAAUACGCAUGUGUCUUACCCAACAAAAUACAGUAUUUAAUAUCUAAGCUUUGAACAGAGACUUAUAUUGACAUAUGCAUGUGGCUUUGAGAAGUUGUAGGUAAAUUAAUAACUUGGCGUUUAGGCUACACAAAUGCUACACAAACACAAAUGCUUGAAUAAUUUAUGGAGUGUUUGCUUGAAUGCAAUCCAGAGUAAUGAACUGGCCUUGUUGCAUGUAUUGAUUAAAUGAUUUGGUGUGCCGCUGUCCUUCCCAAUACUAAUACUAAUAGCAUGAAUCGAUGGUUCUCCUGUUUUCUCUUUAACAUAGUCACCCCUGCACACAUUGUUCGACUUUAUGACCGUUUCGAAGCAUUGGACAAGGAAAAGACAGGCCAUCUCCGCCCACAGGAUUUUGGAGCCAUUAAUAGGUUGGCGAUGAACCCCAUUGGGGAUCGGAUCAUUGGGGCUUUCUUCUCUCCAGGACAGGAAACAGUGGACUUCCACUCCUUUGUGAGGAUCCUGGCCCACUUCCGACCUGCGGACAAAAAACGUCCCAAAGAUCCCAGUAUGCCUGAACCUGUCAACAGUAGGACCAGUAAACUCAAGUAUCCCCCCCUGGUUUUCUCCUUAAUUUCAGUUGCCUUCCAACUAUAUGACCAAGAUAAAGAUGGAAAAAUCUCCAGAGCUGAGCUUCUACAGGUGCUGCGGUCCAUGCUGGAGAUGCAGGUGACGGAGGAGCAGCUAGAGAGCAUCGCCGACCGCACCAUCCAGGAGGCUGACCUGGACAAGGACGAUGCCAUCUCCUUUGAGGAGUUCCGCAAGUCCCUGGAGAAGGUGAACAUCGACCACAAGAUGAGCAUUCGCUUCCUGCGCUAGCUAGAGUGGUUGCACUGGGUCAACUGACUGUUCAUGGAGAUGUUGCCCACUUUGGGUCUACUCAUCCCUCCAUGGUAAAAACAAGGCUUCUGCAGGGAAAUAUUACUGAUUCCUUCAACUGGAUGACUAACACUAAAUACCUUAAAUGACUGAAUAAUAUGCUGUAACCUAAUAUGUUGUUUACAGCAAACUGGAAUAUGGGCAUCAUGCUCCAAAGUCUAACUGUACUAGAGGCCUACUGUAUAACUACAUAGUAACUGCUUUUAUAUAAUACAAUAAAAUGCAAUUU
Molecule: messenger RNA, 1174 nt
Organism: Oncorhynchus mykiss (rainbow trout)
Lineage: Eukaryota; Metazoa; Chordata; Actinopteri; Salmoniformes; Salmonidae
Source: RefSeq, a predicted model, not a curated record